Raphanus sativus (radish) is the source of this 774-nucleotide messenger RNA. RefSeq names its product brassinosteroid-responsive RING protein 1. The record is from RefSeq and is a predicted model, not a curated record. Gene Ontology annotation, molecular function: ubiquitin protein ligase activity; zinc ion binding. Gene Ontology annotation, biological process: protein ubiquitination. NCBI's taxonomy places the organism in Eukaryota, Viridiplantae, Streptophyta, Magnoliopsida, Brassicales, Brassicaceae. The transcript has a single exon. The coding region runs from base 318 to 698 and encodes 126 amino acids.
CUUUUGAUCUUUAAUUUGGUUUUCUUGGCCAUCACCAACCAAUCAUACACCAUGUAUCUAUUAUCUUGUUCGUCCAUGAUUGAUCGUUCUCCGUCACAGCCAGUAGCUUUAUCUAUUUAACGUACGUUUCAAUCAUCUCUUCUCUAAAUCCAGCCCUAGCUCGGCGAUCUAUUCUACGCUAACACCUAAUUGUAAUUAGCUAUCAUAGUAGAAACCAACCAUAUAAAUAGCUUUAUAUAUGCUUCCAAAAAUUUUCCUUCUUUAUUUCUCCAAAUUUGUUGAAAAAAAUUCUUAAACCACUCUAAAGAAAAGGAAAGAUGGGCCUUUCUUACGGCAGCAUCGGAGUUAUUAUCGUUGGAGUAAUUCUGAAUGAUCUUAUGAAAGAGGUUUGUUCUUUUCUUGACCUAUCUCGUUUGUGUAGUCUUUAUUCGUCGGAAUCUUCGGGAAGCAUAAAUAAGAUUCCGAUGGAUGAUAUACUUCCAGCUACGAAAUUUGAGGAUAUGUCACGGGUGAAUCCGCCGGAGAGCUGUCGGAUAUGUCAAGAUGAGUUCGAUAGUGCUGAAAAAGUCCGGUCUUUGAGGAAUUGCGCUCAUGUUUUUCACAAGACGUGUAUUGACCGUUGGAUCCAUGAAGACAAGAUGACUUGUCCUUUGUGUAGGACCCUAAUCAUCCCUGAUUUCUAUUUCUUUCGCUUGUAAAUUUUAAAAGAGAUACAACAAUCGUUUUAAAAACUAUUUUUGGAUACAUUCUUUUUGGUAAAUAUUUUUAGCAUCA